AUGGUUGCCACUCACCCCGCAGACAGGCGUGGUGUGCGCCCUCUUGCCGACGCCGAUGAGUCGUCUAAGAAUUCGCUGUACAUGUUUCUUUUGACUCUGUGUAUUGGUGGACUUCAGAUUGUUUGGUCUGUCGAACUUUCUAAUGGUUCGCCAUACCUUCUAUCCCUCGGGAUGAGCAAAUCGCUUCUUGCUUUUGUUUGGAUAGCCAGUCCCUUGACGGGUGCGCUGGUGCAACCAUACAUCGGCAUUCGAAGCGACAACUGCCGACUAGCGUGGGGUAAGAGGAAACCAUUCAUGGUCGUUGGAGGCGCAGCAACUAUCGUUUCAUUGCUAGCUCUGGCAUGGGUGAAAGAGAUUGUGGGAGGCUUUUUGUCUAUAUUCGGUGUUGAAUCAACAUCUGCAGGGGCCAAGAUUGUUAUCAUUAUCAUGGCAACGAUUUUCAUGUAUUGCCUUGAUUUUGCCAUCAACACCGUGCAAGCUGCAAUCAGAGCAUUCAUUGUCGACAACUGCCCAACCCACCAGCAGGAGCUGUCCAACGCCUGGGCUAGUCGUAUGGUCGGCGUUGGCAACAUCUUGGGGUAUAUCUUUGGCUAUAUGGACUUGCCCAAGGUUGUCCCUUUCUUGGGAAAUACCCAGUUCAAGGUCCUGUGUGUACUCGCCUCGGUAUUUCUGACCGCAACCCUUGCCAUUAGUUGUGUCUGCAUCAAAGAGCGGGAUCCCCGAGGAGACAGGCCUGUGACCGACAAGCUUGGCGUUAUCUCCUUUUUCAAACAGGUCAUCAAGUCGAUUCGAAGCUUGCCAACGCAGAUUUCCCGCGUCUGUCAGGUCCAGAUCGCGGCGUGGGUGGGCUGGUUCCCAUUCCUGUACUACUCCACGACAUAUGUCGGGCAGCUGUACGUCAAUCCUGUUUUCGCAGAGAACCCCCAUCUCUCCGAGGGUGAGCUCGAUAAGGCCUGGGAAGAUGCUACUCGCGUCGGGACAUUGGCUCUCCUCAUCUAUGCUAUCAUCUCUUUCCUUGCCAAUAUGUUGCUUCCUCUUUUCGUGGUCCCCUUAUAUGGACCGGCGCCAGAGAACCUCUCGCAACGGGAUUCUCCAGACGGCGAUUCAGAUGACGAUGUAGAGUCGGCUGCAAGAAGAUUAUCAUUUUCAAGUAUGCCGACGGGAAAUGCAUCUGAGCCUCUACUCGGCGCUGUUCCAGUCGGACAGGAGACCGAAGAGAAACCGGCUUGGCUUUCGCGUCUGCGCAUCCCAGGCUUGACUCUCCCGCGCGUCUGGCUCCUCUCCCACCUCCUCUUCGCAGCGUGCAUGUUCAGCACUUUAUUCAUCUACUCUUACAAAGCCGGUUCGGCGUUUGUGGGCCUUAUCGGUAUCUCCUGGGCUGUGGCACUGUGGGCUCCCUUCGCUCUCAUCUCGGCGGAGGUAGCUAGGAUUGAUCCUUCUAGACGAAAUCAUCACCGCACAGCUCAAACUACAUAUAACGAGCAUGCAGCUGAGGCCGAGACCGAGGGUCCUGGUGAACACAGUGUCGCUGGCAGUGAUGUUGAGCAUGGACGCUCAAAGGAUUAUAGUGAUGGUGAAGAUGUUGCCCAGGCGGGUAUUAUCCUUGGACUGCAUAAUAUGGCUAUUUCCCUGCCCCAAAUUCUGUCUAGUCUUGUUUGCAGUGCUAUCUUCAAGGCAUAUCAGAAGCCAAGAGGGGAGCCGUGGGAUGAUAGUGUGGGCUGGGUGCUACGCUUUGGUGGAUGUGCUGCGUUGGUAGCUGCAUGGUUGACUAGGAGGGUUUCCGAUGGAUCAAGAUAG
Molecule: messenger RNA, 1797 nt
Organism: Penicillium samsonianum
Lineage: Eukaryota; Fungi; Ascomycota; Eurotiomycetes; Eurotiales; Aspergillaceae
Product: putative sucrose transporter
Exons: 4
Coding region: 1-1797 (598 amino acids)
Cellular component (GO): membrane
Molecular function (GO): sucrose:proton symporter activity
Source: RefSeq, a predicted model, not a curated record